Trypanosoma conorhini is the source of this 1473-nucleotide messenger RNA. RefSeq names its product ESAG-like protein. Lineage: Eukaryota; Euglenozoa; Kinetoplastea; Trypanosomatida; Trypanosomatidae. The transcript has a single exon. Bases 1 to 1473 code for a protein of 490 amino acids. The record is from RefSeq and is a predicted model, not a curated record. Gene Ontology annotation, molecular function: lipid binding.
AUGUGCGCGGCGGUGUCAUCUACUUACCGCGCGCCGUGGUUUUUGUUUCUCAUCCUCCUUCUCUUCGUGGCGCCCAUGCAGGGGGCGGCGGGCGUCGCUGCGUCUCCCGCGCUGCGUGUCGGGCAGCCACGUGCGUCCCCGCGGUCGCCACUUCAUGUCGCCAACAUCACUCUGGCUGCGGAGGAGGCGUUCUUCACCAACACCAUUCCCUUGGCGCUUCCGCUGGUCCAGCGGCUUGUGCUGAACCUGACGAUCCCCCCGCAGCAAACGGACAAGUUUGACGUUGCUGCCAUUCACUUCACCGAGUUUGGGCUGGGGGGCGCCUCCUUCGCGAUGCGGAGCCCUAAUCAACUCGCUCUAUCGCUGCGGGACAUGAACGUUACCAUCCCUGACACCGCGUUUGUCAUCAAGGCAGGACUCCUCACGUGCGAUGGGGAGGUACGGGCCUUCGCUGAUGUAACCGGCGCCGAGCUUUCGGUGAAGGUCUCCCGCCUGUCGAACGGUACACUUCGUUUGAAGACGGCGGCAAACACCAUUGAGUGGGGAAAUCUACAGAUCAAGCACAAGCUUGUGGGAAGUGUGUGCAACGGCAUUGAAAAGCUCAUUGAGAUCAUUUUGGGCGAUCUCGACCGGGCCAUUGGGAACGCGCUGAAGAAGCAGCUGCCCGACACGGUUGGGACCCUCGUAGAAGAGAAGGCGAAUGAUUUCUUCGACUCGUUGCCGGUCACGUUUGUGGAGGAUCCGAGCAUUUCAGCAGAGAGGAUGAUGCUUGCCAUGAACCCCAUUCAUGAGUCCAAGGCGAAGUUGGUGUCCCCAUCGGUGCUGCUGCCGUUUUUUGUAUUGCCUUUGCCGCCCACCUCGGCGGCACCAGUGAUGCCGCGGCGAAAUCUGGCAGCCGCCUUCACUGAGCUCGCCUUGAACGACCUCCUCACUUCGCUUAGCCGCAGCGGCGUGUUCAACCAAAGCAGACGGCUGCCGUCCGAGUACAAUUCAUCCCUCAUUGAGUACAUUUAUCCGGACGCGUACAAAUUGUGCCCUGAUUGCCCCUUCGUAUUUUCAAUUGACUCAACAGCGCCUCCAUCUGUUCUUCUACAGUCUGGCCAGGCCGUCACUCUCCACGUGCCGAAUGGCUUUGUGGGGUUGACGAUGACCUCUCCGUCAGGCGAUUCCAUCGCGGUGCUGGAUGUGUUGGUGAACUUCACGGGUGGGGUGACGGGGGUCGGGUUCACCGCGGGAGCGCAGCUUGACCUGCGCCUCACGGAGGUGGAUCUGGCGAUUGAGGUGGUGCAGACGCAUAUCGGUCCUGUCGACGCCGACGCCCUGAGUGACACCCUCCGCUGGCUGCUCAACGAAGUAUUGAUACCCGUGUUUAACGUUGAGUUUCACGGGAUUCCGCUGCCUCCAAACGUCGUGAGGCCGUCGAUCAACAUAUCAACCGAAGGUGUCGUGGCCGGGUUUGACGUUGAGCGUUAG